GUUGUGCACCGGAAAUUGAGCAGCGGAUGUGGAAUGGCCGCCGGUGAACGAUUUAGAGAGAAAAUCUUUGCAUAAUCAAAAUAUUGAAGUUAACUAAAACCCAAUAGAGAAGUGUUUGCUUAAAUGUAAUAAAUGUGUUAAAUAAGUGCUAAUGAUUAGUGCAUUACUGUCUAAUUUGUGAAUAAAAUAAUUUGGGUUGAAAACUUUUUUGCAGAAUCUGUGCUGUAGCGAGGUAUAUUUUUUUCUCGCUGCACACAAAGUAUUGAAAAGUGAGCAAAAAGCCAAUGAGAACGCUUUGUGUAUAAACGACAGACUUACGCACUGUGUAAAUGGAUGACCGAUUACUAGACUUAAUAGUGGCUUGUUGGCUGACACAUAGACCGACAGACAAACGGCACACAGUCAGACGGACUACUGCUGUGGUGAAUUGAGUGAGUGUCCGUCGCACUGGCUGGCUAACUGCGAGAGUAAAUGAGCAAAACAAAAACAGCAAAGCAACAAACAACAGCAGGGCAACAACAAAAGGCGAAAAACACAUUGCACGCGUUAUCAGCGGCAAGUGAAACAAAAUUAAAAAUGUAAAGCAAAACGAAAACAAGUAAUAAUACUAUUAAGCAUAACAAGUGCAGCGCUUGUCAACAGCACCUACUCACACCCCCACACAUGUUUGUUUGUGUAUGUGUGUGUCCAUAAACCAAUGUUGACAGCAAUAAAGCAAAAUAAAUAAAUAAAUCAAGAUGUGUAAACGCUAACGUGUCGAAACAGGAGCAAGUACUUAAAACAAAACAAAUGAAAUCGGUGUGAAAAUAAACAGUGGAUUCUUUUGCUGCAGAGCAUAAACAGAACAUACACAAAAAAGUGAGCAAAACAAAAACUAAUCGCACAAGCUUCAGCAAUUUAAAAAUGUUUUAGAAAGUCCACUAUCAUAUUCAGUAUAAGUCUCCUUCAAUUUCAACUUCUUGGUGAUUUCAAUCAUUGGAUGAUUUAAAUAAAUACUAUUAGAUAAAAUCUCAUCAACUUCUUCAGCCGAUAUCUUCAUUAAUAUAAUACAUUUUUAAGAUUCGUUGACAUUGUAGUCGACGCCACCGUAAACAGACUGCAACACUGAGCGCGCGAAGUCUUUACAAGCAACAACCAGAUAAACUUCCACGUUCGCAACCAGAUGUUUACGAACUUAUUUAAUUGAGACAAAUAAAUUAUAAACGAAAGUACCGAGAAUGAAAUGAAUUCAUUACUCAACAAUGAAUCGCAGUAAUAUAAUGAAGAACUCACUGGCGAACUAACUCGAUUUGAUGCGCAGCUGGAUAUUCACCUAUAGUUCCUUGAUUGAACGAAGUUGUGCUAAUAUUAAUAAAGUGAGCAUUUGAGACCAUUCAAUUGAUUAAUAAAGAGUAAAAAUAUUGAAAUUAAAAAGAAAACGUAGCUCUACGGUGAAGGCAGUUUAAUAAAGCAAUUUGUUGAGUGAAGUAGCAAUUUCCAAGUAUUAGCAGUAAAGACUCGCCCUGCUCAAGUAUCGAAAAUCAAAACACACUUACYCUGCAGCAGUAGCAAGUAAAUCAGGAAGCGGCCAUCAAUUAUCUGCUUAGCAGCAGGUGCAAAGGAUAACAGUAAACCGACAGGAUAACCAGACAAUGAUUGCCAGCAUACAAAACAUAACAGGUUGCCAGUGAAGCGACGAAGCGAGAAACGUGGUGGCUAUUGGGCUGCACUUUCGGUGUGAGUGUGGAGACGCAAUUGGAUUAUAACUAGAGUGAAUACACACAGCACUAAUAGCAUACUUGUAUAUGAGGGAGCGACAUUAUAAGUGGGCGUACAAUGGAACGUGCCGGAAGCUGUAAGGCGUUGAGCAGAGCAAAUUAAGCGCUCAGAAAUGUCCAAAACUUUAAGUGCAUAAAACAACCAAUAAAAAUUUGUUCACUUAGAAGCGUCCGAACCGGCGAGAUAAUCGCCUCUAAUAGCAGUCUUACAUACAAAUCGUCUAACAUAUCUUAAGGCGAGUUAAACAACAGCACAAGCGUCGGUGACAUGUAAUGGAACGGCUAUUGAACCGGUUGUGUCGUUGCCAAUGAGUUCCCAUACCAGUUUUAUGUACGAGCAGCAACCCCGACAACAACCACAGCAAAAGCAACUACGCUCCACAUAUCCAAUUCAACAUGACAGACACUUCAGUGACAGCGACAACAACAUCAGCGACAACAACAACGGAUGUUGGCUUUACGUCAGCUGGUAAUAUUACUGGCUCAUUGCCCAAAAGCAAAGAGGACGCUGUCUAUGACCAAGCUGUCAGCAUAAAUAAAUCCUUCACAAAUGGCGAUGCUCAUGUGGCGCAAUCGCCACCGCCACUUAUAAUAAAAGCCGACCAACAAUCGCAACGCAGUAACAACACAGGUACGGUGGUUGCGGGCGACGCGGAUGACAUGUCAACUAGCUUGACCAGCAAUCGUUACUCGUGCGGCUCAAUGCAGUUACCCACAACAACUGUGGCAGUUACGCGUGCUCGCAUGACAUCCACGGACAAUGGCGGGACCUCGACCACCAGCACAAGUAAUUCGAUUUCCGCUUGCGACAUGACGACGUUAGUGCAUUCGACCGGCAGUAGCGCGCACAGUACGGCGCUCAACUCACCAAUUAACUGCAGCAGUCCGACAGCGAAUGCGACUUCCACGGCGGCAACUACGUGUAGCAAUGGCGGGAAAGUGACACGUCGCGAAGCCACGCAGCAAGAGGUGGACGAAGUGGCGCGUUUAUUCGAAGAAAAGCCGGAAGCUUUCGAGAAAUGGCUGAUGGAGCGUGCGCCGCCCGAGGCUUUGGCGCGUUUGCACGAGUUCAUCGAGUCACGAAAACCACCGAAGCGGCCAUCGGUAACGUCUGAUCUCUUUCAGCAGUGGAUGGCAGCAUCGCCGGUGCAGAAACCUCACUCCCGCUCACUGUCCACGUCCUCCGGCAAUUCUGUAUUUGAUAGUCGUCGUCACCUGAUGGAAUUGGAUGAAGGUGAACUAUUCAUGGAGCUGAUUCGUGAUGUGGCCAAUGAAUUGGAUAUUGAUGUGCUGUGUCAUAAAAUCCUCGUCAAUGUAGGACUGCUUACUCAUGCGGAUCGUGGCUCAUUAUUUCUAGCCAAGGGGCCACCAAACAAUAAAUACCUGGUUGCGAAGCUCUUCGAUGUGACACAGAAAACAGCGCUCAAGGAUGCUGUUAAGAAGGCUAAGCUGGAAGAGAUACGAAUACCUUUCGGUGUGGGCAUUGCCGGCAUGGUGGCGCAAACAAAAGAGAUGAUCAACAUAAAGGAAGCAUACAAGGAUGCACGUUUUAAUUGUGAGAUUGAUUUAAAGACUGGCUACAAAACGAAUGCAAUAUUAUCGAUGCCAAUAUGCAAUUACGAAGGAGACGUCAUAGGAGUGGCACAGAUUAUCAACAAAACCAACGGUUCCAUGGAAUUUGACGAACACGACGUCGAGAUUUUCCGACGUUACUUAACCUUUUGCGGCAUAGGCAUACAAAACGCACAACUAUUUGAAAUGUCCGUCCAGGAAUAUCGACGCAACCAAAUACUCUUAAGUUUAGCGCGAAAUAUAUUUGAGGAGCAAAAUAACUUGGAAUGUUUAGUGACAAAAAUUAUGACGGAAGCGCGAGAGCUGCUUAAAUGCGAGAGAUGCGCUGUGUUUUUGCUGGAUUUGGACUGUUGUGAGGCGAGUCAUUUGGAGAAAAUUAUUGAGAAACCUAGUCAACUACAAACUCGUCUUAACCGCGCCAUCAAGGACGUGGACGAUAAUGAAAGAGAUGACAAACAAAUGUCCCGCACGCGCUUCACAGUUCUCUUUGAGCUGGGUGCCUCCAACCAGUCGGCCAAUAUUUCCCGCCCCUCUGUCAACGAUCUGUGCAACUCCACUCUGGCGCAGAUUGCGCAAUUUGUUGCAACGACCGGGCAAACCGUGAAUAUCAGUGAUGUCCAUGAGUGGGUACGGGAGCAUAAUCAAAUACGAACAGAGAAUGAGAUUGACGCGACAAAGGCGAUCUUGUGUAUGCCGAUCGCGAAUGCGCAGAAGACGGUGAUUGGUGUGGCGCAGUUGAUUAAUAAGAGUACGGGUUUGCCCUUCACCGACUCAGAUGUUUCCAUUUUUGAGGCGUUUGCCAUUUUUUGUGGUUUGGGUAUACACAACACCCAAAUGUACGAGAACGCUUGCAAAUUAAUGGCGAAGCAGAAGGUAGCUUUAGAAUGUUUGUCUUAUCAUGCGACCGCUAGCGCGGAGCAAACCCAGAAGCUGGUCAACGAUAGAAUUGAAUCGGCCGAAAAAUAUGAUUUAUAUAGUUUUAAGUUUAUUGACUUUAAUCUCUGUGAUGAUGACACUUGUCGCGCCGUCUUGUGCAUGUUUCUGCAAUGCAAUCUAGUCUCAAAGUUCCAAAUACCCUAUGAAGUUCUUUGCCGUUGGGUGCUGAGUGUGCGCAAGAAUUACCGUCCAGUGAAGUAUCACAAUUGGCGUCACGCCCUCAAUGUGGCCCAAACAAUGUUCGCAAUGCUAAAGACUGGCAAAAUGGAACGUUUUAUGACUGAUUUAGAGAUAUUGGGCCUUUUGGUGGCCUGCUUAUGUCAUGAUUUGGAUCAUCGUGGUACAAAUAAUGCAUUCCAAACAAAAACCGAGUCACCACUGGCUAUACUAUACACGACUAGCACAAUGGAACAUCAUCACUUUGACCAGUGUGUAAUGAUUUUGAAUUCGGAGGGAAAUAAUAUAUUUCAGGUUCUGUCACCCGAAGAUUACCGUUCAGUUAUGAGUACCGUGGAAAAUGCCAUACUUUCAACCGAUCUGGCAAUGUAUUUCAAAAAACGUAAUGCCUUUCUGGAGCUCGUCGAAAACGGCGAAUUCGAUUGGCAGAGUGAGGAAAAGAAAGAGUUACUCUGCGGUAUGAUGAUGACCGCCUGCGAUGUGAGCGCCAUUGCAAAACCUUGGGAGGUACAACAUCGUCUAGCCAAGCUAGUAGCGGAUGAGUUCUUUGAUCAAGGUGACCUUGAGAAGCUGCAACUAAAUACACAACCAAUCGCCAUGAUGGACCGUGAGCGCAAGGACGAGUUGCCUAAAAUGCAAGUGGGUUUCAUAGAUGUGAUAUGUUUGCCGCUCUAUCGUGUACUUUGCGACACUUUCCCCUGGAUAACUCCACUAUAUGAGGGUACUCUAGAAAAUAGACGCAAUUGGCAAGAUUUGGCCGAAAAAGUAGAAAUGGGUCUCACUUGGAUAGAUCACGAUACCAUCGACAAACCAGUGGAAGAAUUUGCCGGUUGUGCCGAUGAGGAGAUAAAAGAUAUCGAAUUCACCGUAACCACAUUGAAUUGUCAUCCACAUCAGCAGCAUGGCGACGAUGCUUCCACGCCGGAGCAUCAUCGCGGUAGCACACGGCUGAGCAUGAAAAAGACGGGCGCUCUAGGCAAGGCCGUGCGUUCGAAAUUGACAAAAACGCUGUACAACAGCAUGGAUGGCGUUAAGCAGAAAUCCUCAUUUAAGCUACUCGACUCACAUGUUAGCGAGGAUUUAGAUGAUAAAAGCCCAACGAGUCCUUCGCAGCCAAUGAUGGUGGCUCCCGGUCACAUUUCCGCUUCGUCGUCCACAUCUUCGGCAGGCACUGUCAGCACAACCGACAAGUCAAAGAAGCGCUCCAAGUUGUGUUCGCUGUUGUGACGAAAACCAUCCAAUUAGAAUUUGGUGACCUCCACCGAUAAGCACAGUGGUGGUGGGGGGUCGACCGAUGUCUAAUUGGAGUUAAUACUUAAAUAUGUAAAAUAGGUAUAGCGGUAAGGGAGCAACACUUUUGUGUAUAAAGGGAGGGGUUAAUGCAAGCAUAUUCAGUCUGAGAAAAAGAUAACUAAAAAUCAAAAUUUUUUAGCAAAUUGAAAAAAAAAGAUUUACAAAGUUGCAACAAAAAUCAAAAUAAAGUCCAAAGAUAUACUAUUAAACCAAUUAAGAGUGGUAAGAAAUAGUCCAAGUACAUAAUUUAUUACGCAUUUGCACUUACAAUUUUGAAUUGGAAAAUACAAUAGGCCAUUAAGAAUUUAAACAGUGCAAUUACGAAUAAUUGAGUAUUAGACCAGUCAAAUAUUCCGAUUAGUCGAAUUUGAUCCAUUGAAAACUUCUCUUUCGUGGCGUAAAAAGAAAAGCGUAGCUCAUGUGAGAGCUUUUCGGGUUUCUGCCGAGCGCUCGAGAGUGAGCAGCUGAUUCCAAGGUAAUUAGAACCACGAUAAUCCAACAGCUGAAAGGAUGUUAAGCUUGUUUGAAAAUUCUCUUGAACCAAGGAUAAUACAAAGCACAACCUAAUUUACUACCAAAAACUAAUAGGACAUACUUGUAUGCACUUAGAUAUGUACGUAAAACAUGUGACUUUACUGGAACUCAAUUUUAAAUAAAUGUUAGCAGCGAUUCCGCUUUGUGUAUAGAGAACACACACAAAUGUA
This is a messenger RNA of Bactrocera latifrons, 6439 nucleotides long. Its product is annotated as cGMP-specific 3',5'-cyclic phosphodiesterase. NCBI's taxonomy places the organism in Eukaryota, Metazoa, Arthropoda, Insecta, Diptera, Tephritidae. Bases 2154 to 5669 code for a protein of 1171 amino acids. The transcript is spliced from 15 exons. Gene Ontology annotation, biological process: signal transduction. The record is from RefSeq and is a predicted model, not a curated record. Gene Ontology annotation, molecular function: 3',5'-cyclic-nucleotide phosphodiesterase activity; protein binding.